Messenger RNA from Phialemonium atrogriseum, 1548 nucleotides. RefSeq names its product Pal1 cell morphology protein-domain-containing protein. The record is from RefSeq and is a predicted model, not a curated record. The coding region runs from base 1 to 1548 and encodes 515 amino acids. Lineage: Eukaryota; Fungi; Ascomycota; Sordariomycetes; Cephalothecales; Cephalothecaceae. Gene Ontology annotation, cellular component: cytoplasm. The transcript has 4 exons.
AUGGCAGCCAUCCAACCAGAGCAGAUGGACCAACAAUCCGGCGGAUUGAGUCUCAAUCUUUCAUCGAACAACCCAUUUCGCAAUCGUGCCGUCUCCCCCAGUCUCCAAAGCCCAGUAUCGCCAUUUGACGACCCUCCUCCUCGACCUGUCUCACGAAACCCGUUCCUCGAUCCAGCAGCAGACCGGAGCCUACAGAAUCUAGCAAUGUCUGACAAAACAUCGGCCGCGGCCGAUAGUAAGAGGAUGACGGCAGAGGAUUUGUUUGAUACCCUGACCAUUGAAGACAAGUCCUCCACAGCCAACCAACCCGACCGGCUUGGCCCGCCUAGGCUAGACGGAGCCAGAAUGGGAUCGAUGAAGAGGCAAGCGGCGCCAGGCCGAGAAAACAUUCCGCCCGGCUCGAGCAGAGUGCCACCCCUUAAUCAUCGUCCAACUCGAUCGCAAGAAGAGGCUCUCAGAGCCCGGAGACCGCCUGGAAAUGGGCCCGGGCCUCACGAUGCCUCCAGAUCGCCUCACCGACGAGCGGAACGGCGACCACGCCGCAACUCUGACUCAUCCGUUAUGGAUGCUGAUAAAUUGCCACUCACAGAGGAAGAGAAGAAGGAGCGCGAGGCAAGGCGUCGUGAGCGAGAGCGGAGACGCCGCGAGAUGAAGGACAAGAAGCCUAUGAACAGAAAGCUGGACAUUAUUGACCAACUUGAUGCCACGAGCAUUUUCGGCACUGGUCUAUUCCACCAUGACGGUCCGUUUGACGCCCUGAACCCGCAUCGCAAUCGCCACGGUAGUCGUCGUGCUCCCAUGCAAGCCUUCCCCAAGGACUCGCUGAACAAUGUCAUCGGUGGCUCUGGCCCAUUGAAUACUCGACCGGAUCAUGCCACUUUCAUGGGGAAUGCCGAUGAUGAAGCAUUCAAGGACUACGCGACCGGCGCAAAGGAAGGGCCCGACCGUUCCAAGUCCGAGUUGCCAGUGUUCGAUCCCACCAGCCGCGGCAUGAUCCUACACGGUGACGAAACUCUCGGCUUAGGCACAUCUACCUUCUUGGAGGGUACGCCGGCGGCUCGUACCGCAAUCCAGCGCCGGGAGGAGGAACGGGCAGCGGGUAUCGAUAGUGGCCUGCAGCGGAAGAAGUCGCUUGCCCAGCGUAUCCGAAGCAUCAACCGUGGGCCGCGCGAGUAUCAGAGCUCUGGGAGAAUGACCAAUCCCGAGGGUGUAUAUGCUCGCCGGCGAUCGCCGAGUGAUGCCAACGGGCAGACGUCAUAUAGCACCUCUGAGCAGAACCCAUUUUUCCAGGAGUAUGAGACUGGCAAGAGGGGCGAGGAGAGUCUCUCGUUGCGGAAGUUGGACAGCAACGGGGAACCGCUUAGUCCGAGGCGCGGCUCCGGGCUCGAGCGCAGAGCCACGACUGAUGCGGCCAUGAGCCCGGAUGACGGCCAAUCGAAGCAGGGUAGUGGGCUCUUGGCUCGCGUGAAGAGCUUGAAGGGCGGUCGGCGAACACGCCCCCCUCUUCCCGAUACGGCACCGCCUGCACCUCCCGGUCAGGCGGCCUAG